Molecule: messenger RNA, 3015 nt
Organism: Hipposideros armiger (great roundleaf bat)
Lineage: Eukaryota; Metazoa; Chordata; Mammalia; Chiroptera; Hipposideridae
Gene: IL10RA
Product: interleukin 10 receptor subunit alpha
Exons: 7
Coding region: 96-1838 (580 amino acids)
Biological process (GO): cytokine-mediated signaling pathway
Cellular component (GO): plasma membrane
Molecular function (GO): protein binding; interleukin-10 receptor activity
Source: RefSeq, a predicted model, not a curated record
CCAGUUUUCAGUCACAGUUUCGCGUAGCGGUGGCUGAAGGUGCUUAGUCCGGCUUCGGCUUCGGCUCUGGCUCCAGAGGAUGCGGCGCUUCCAGGAUGCUGCCGCACCUGGUAAUGCUGCUGGCGGCGCUCCUCAGCCUGCGCCUCUGCCCCCGCGCGCACGGGACAGAACUUCCCAGCCCUCCAUCUGUGUGGUUUGAAGCAGAAUUUUUCCACCACAUCCUCCAUUGGACGCCCAUCCCUAAUCAGUCUGAAAGCACCUACUAUGAAGUGGAGCUCUUGGAGUAUGGAAUGAAGCCCUGGGAGCCCAUCCCCAGCUGUAGCCAGACCCUGGUGCUGUCCUGUGAUCUCACCAUGGCGACCCUGAACCUAUACCACAACAACGGUUACCUAGUCAAAGUCCGGGCAGUGAAUGGAAGCCAGCACUCCAACUGGACCAGUGCCCGAACCCGCUUCACCAAGGAUGAAGUGAGUCUGACAGUUGGCAGCGUGAAGCUAGAGGUGCACAACGGCGUCAUCCAUGGAAAGAUCCAGCCCCCCAGACCUGAGAUGGCCCCUGAAGGCGACAUAUACGAAAGCAUCUUCUCACAGUACAGGGAGUAUGAGAUUGCAAUUCGAAAGGAUCCGGAACAGUAUCAGCUCACAAACAUGAAGAAGGUAAAACAUGAAAACUUCAGCUUCCCAGCCCCUGGAGAGCUGGGAGAGUUCUGUGUCAAGGUGAAACCGUCUCUGAGCGACCGACUGAAUAAGGGGAUAUGGUCUGAGGAGGAGUGCAUCGUGCUGUACCGGCAGUACUUCACUGUGACCAACCUCAGCAUCUUCUUCAGCUUCGUCGUGCUGCUCUGCGGAGUCCUGGCCUACUCCCUGGGCCUCCAGCUGUUCUUGCGGCGCCGGGGAAAGCUGCCCAGCGUUCUGGUCUUCAAGAAGCCUAGUUCCUUCAGCCUCGUCAACCAGCUUCCCAGCUCAGAGACCCAAGACACCAUCCAUCCCCUUGAUGAAGAGGCCUUCCCCAAGGUGUCCCCAGAGCUGAGGAACUCAGAGCUGCAUGGCAGCACGGACAGCGGCUUUGGCAGUGCCAAGCCAUCCCUGCAGACUGAAGAGCCCCAGUUCCUCCUCCUUCCCCCACACCCCCAGGUUAGAGAAACUCUGGGAAAGGGGGUACCCUUGGAGCUGGAGAGCAGCUGCAGUAGUGGCAGCAGCAACAGCACAGACAGUGGGAUCUGCUUGCAGGAGCCGAGCCUGAGUCUCGGUACAGGGCUCAACUGGGUGCAGCAGCUGCGGAGCAACAGCCAGGGCCAGGAUGACAGUGGCAUCGGCCUAGUGCAGAACUCCGAGGUGCAGCCUGGGGGUGUGCAGGACGGCUCAGCCUCGGGCCAUGUCAGUCCCCUGGAACCUGAAGUGACUGAGGAGGAAGACCCAGCCAUGGCAUCAUUCCAGGGCUAUGUGAAACAGACUACAAACACAGAGGAGAAGGCUGCCAAGGCAGGUUGCCUGGAGGAAGAGUCCUCAACAGAUGCCCUUGGCCCCCAAAUCAGGAUAUGCCCGGAUGCUGAGGAAAGCUGGCCUCCACCAGCCCUGGCCAAAGGCUAUUUGAAACAGGAUCCCCCAGAAAGGACUCUCAACCCCUCAGGGGCCCCAGCUGGACAGUGGAACCAACCAAUUGAAAAAUGGUCACUCCUGGGCUUGACCACCUGUGGUGACCUAGGAAUAUCUGACUGGAACUUUACCCAUGAUCUUGCCCCUCUGGACUGUGUGGCAGCCCCAGGCAAUCUGCAAGGCAGCUUUGACUCAGACCUGGUCACCCUACCACUGAUCUCCAGUCUGCACUCAAAUGAGUGACUCAAGCUAAGGGGCGACUUUUUAUUUCUGCCUUGUCUUGCUGGACUAUGAGGAGGGGCCCCAGGGGUCAGAAGUGAAACAUGAUGCCAGCCUGGGCACUUUUCUGCAAGCCCAUUGGGGCCAACCCUAGCCAGGCCCAGCAGGGCUAGCUAAGGUGCCAAAGCGGGAGGAGGCCAUCUUGCUAAACUAGCACAGAGUGCAUGGGUAGCCUAUUCUGUAGACAGGGCCCUGUAGACUCUGGCAGAGCUGAGAAGGGCAGGGCAGAGACUCUUCCCUCUCAAGACUCUUCCUAUAUGAUAAGGAUUAUUUGCUCGGGGAUAUCAUGGGGUUUUCUGGAGUUAUGGUGGGGCCGCCAAGCUGAAGUCAGCUCAGACUCAGGCCUCCCCCGCUUAAGCCUCCAUCUUGUUGGAGGCUGGGAGGAUGCCGGCUUGAGGGCCUCAUUUCUAGGGGGAAUAAGAGGGAGCAGAGACCAAGUCUGAUCUCUGGGAUGGUCAGCUGACUCCUAGCCUGGGAUGGUCCCAGGGAGAAGCUCCCCCAAGGCAGGCCUCCCAGGCAGGGAGCUUGUUAUGGAAGAUCUUAAGGUGUGUCUGCCUUGGUCAGCCAGUCAGUCAAUCAACCAUCAUGAUGGAGCCACAGGAGGAUGAAAGAGGGCUUCUGGCUCAGAACCCAUCCCUCUGAGGAUGUCUCGUGUCCUUACGCAGACAUCUCCCUCUUUCCAGCAAUAGAGCAGCGUCCCUCUCAGGUACCUGCAGUGGCCAAGCCACUCACUGUCUCCACCCUGCUGCCCCCACCAUUUGCUGACAGUCCCAGAGAAACCAUGGUGGUUUGUAUUGGUCAAAACGGAGCCCUCCAGGCAGCCUCUGGGUUUGAGCACCAGUUUGCCUGCCCCAGAGAGUCAGGGUUGGGACCUACACUUGAGUUUGCUUCUCACAUCCAGCUAUAGACCCACGGGACAGGGCACUGGGCUGGGAUCCCUGCUCUGUCAGUGUUCAGCUGCAUGACCUUAGGCCAGCCACUUCUCAAAGGGCCUCAAGUUACCCAUCUGUGAAAUAAGGGGCCCUCCAUGCUGGGUGUUAGCCAAGUUGGUCUCUGGGGUGAUAUUUCCAACCGUGUCUGAUCCUGGGCUGGGAGGAAGUGGACUGUGGAACUCAUGUCUGCACAGAGCCAGCUUCUUUCU